AUGGCUUACAUACUUCUAUAUGUGGAUGAUAUCAUCCCCACUGCUUCUUCUAGUACUCUUCGCAAGUCUAUCAUGACACUUCUCAACUCUGAAUUUUCUAUAAAAGAUUUGGGUCCAAUGAGUUACUUCUUGGGUAUAGCAGUCACUCGACAUGCAGGUGGUCUAUUUUUGUCUCAGAAAAAGUAUGCAGAAGAAAUUAUUGAGCGUGUUGACAUGUCCUCAUGUAAUUCUUGUCCUACUCCGGUUGAUACUAAACCAAAACUCAGUGCUAAAACUAACACUCCAUAUGAGGAUCCCUCUCACUACCACAGCCUUGCAGGAGCUCUUCAAUAUCUCACAUUCACGAGACCUGGCAUUUCUUAUGCGGUGCAACAAAUCUGCCUAUUUAUGCAUAAUCCAAUGGAUGAACAUAUGCAUGCUCUCAAGCGCAUCCUACGCUACAUUAAAGGAACACUUCAUCAUGGACUGCAUCUAUAUCCUUCUUCGAUAUCAUCUCUGAUUCAAUAUACAGAUGCAGAUUGGGAUGGGUGUCCAGAUACCAGGCAGUCCACUUCUGGUUACUAUGUGUUUCUUGGUGAUAACUUACUUUCCUGGUCCUCUAAACACCAAGCCACAUUACCUCUCUCCAGUGCUGAAGCUGAAUACUCAGGCGUUGCCAAUGUGGUUUCUGAGUCAUGUUGGUUGCGUAAUCUUCUUCUGGAGCUACAAUUUCCUAUCCAUAAGGCUACAUUGGUUUACUGA
Messenger RNA from Humulus lupulus (European hop), 741 nucleotides. RefSeq lists its product as uncharacterized. The transcript has a single exon. NCBI's taxonomy places the organism in Eukaryota, Viridiplantae, Streptophyta, Magnoliopsida, Rosales, Cannabaceae. The record is from RefSeq and is a predicted model, not a curated record. Bases 1 to 741 code for a protein of 246 amino acids.